Messenger RNA from Fonsecaea nubica, 3387 nucleotides. RefSeq lists its product as hypothetical. The record is from RefSeq and is a predicted model, not a curated record. The transcript is spliced from 5 exons. NCBI's taxonomy places the organism in Eukaryota, Fungi, Ascomycota, Eurotiomycetes, Chaetothyriales, Herpotrichiellaceae. The coding region runs from base 1 to 3387 and encodes 1128 amino acids.
AUGGCAAGAUGGAACGGACCUGACUUUAACACGAAUGAGCUCGCCUUCGACGUGAUAUCUGGCAUGCUGCUUCCCGCAGGACUCGGCUGUUCGGGGUAUGCGAGAGGUCAGCACGCCAUUGACGUCACUUUGAAGAAGGCUCCCUCUUCCAUUUACCUCUGGUGGUUCGGAUUCCAGCAUGCAGCAUCCGAUUUCGCCGGUAUGCAGAGCGGAGAGCUCAAGUUCGGAAAGAUGGAAGCAUUGGUCACCUUUGCGCUGGCAUGUAACGUGAUUCAGGUCGUUGAUGCUUCGCGGAAAGUCUACGAGAUCUUCACGCAAUUUCGCAAACUUGGUACCACAGCAAGGGCCGACGAGCUGCGACAUAGCACCCAGCACCUAAUGAAAUGUCACAACUCCCUGCAAAACUCAUUGUCAGGCGCCUCGCACUUCCCACUCCUAGAGAGUGGCGUGGAUCUUGCUGAGCUGAGCAGAAGUUGCAUCGAGGCAGCAAAAGAUCUCGAGGAUGAGUUGCAAAAGAUCACGGUUAAACCUGGUUCUAGCAGGCUCUCCGCCUGGACUAAAAGCUUCAGAACCAAGAUGAAAUCAGAUCACGUUGAAGCGUUGAAGCGCAAACUCGACGAAUGUGCCAGAGUGUUGGAUUCUGCCACCCUGGUCCAUCUAAGCCAGAACCUGGGAACUCUGGCAGCGCAGCAGACAAAUAUCCUGGAUCAACUAAACGACUGGCAGUGGAAGAUCUACUCUGAGAUUGUCGCCGGCAAUACUAGGAUUGACAGCCUCAUCAAGACAACCGCCGAAGACGUCAAAGCUCACACAAUUCUAGAACACAAUAUCACGCGGCGCCACAUCGACAGAAAAUUCGACGAUUUUGUCGAUGCCAGGACAGCUCAGGCAAACUUUGACAGAUUCAGGGAAAGUUUGUCCUUUCCGGAGAUUGACCAACGGCAGGAUACCAUCGAAGACGCACACAGGAAAACCUUUGAAUGGAUUUUCGAUAGUACUGCACAUACCAAACGCCCAUGGGACAAUUUCAUGCUGUGGACACAAGACGAUAAUCCAAUCUACUGGAUCUUGGGGAAACCUGGUUCGGGCAAGAGUACUCUGAUGAACUUUGUGGUCCAGAACGAGCGAACACGAGAAGCAUUUGAACAUAAAUUCGCCGGCCAACAACCACUUAUCAUUACUUUCUUUUUCUGGGAAGCAGGGGUCGACCUCCAGAAGAGUCAAGUCGGACUUCUACGUUCUAUAAUCUGGCAAAUCCUCGAGGAAAUGGAUGCUACCACCUCGAUCCAAAUCUGGUCGACCAUGUUGCAGAAGAUCUCACCACCUUUACCUACUGUUUGGACCCAAAAGCAGCUGCGGCAAAUUCUCCAGUCGCUGGUGCAAGGAAUAUGCAAUCCUAUCUGUCUCUUUCUUGACGGCUUAGACGAAUUUCAAGGCUUGGACGACCACUUCGAAGCCAUACGAGAUAUUAUUGGCGUUUUCCGACACCGCCAGAAGACGAAAAUAUGCAUCGCAAGUCGGCCAUCUGCAUGUCUCGAUUCUCUGUACAAGACCUGUCCACAGUUGAGACUUCAAGAUCUUACCGAGUCUGACAUUACCCGGUACGUCGAAGACAAGCUCACCAAGAUCCUAACAUCGGACAACUAUCAAUGGCUCGCAAUGUCAGCCUCGAAAGAGAUGCAUGAGUUAAUUAGGGAAGUUGUGGAUAGGGCAGAAGGAGUUUUUCUUUGGGUCCGCCUGACUGUCGAAUCACUUGUUCGAGGCAUUCGGAAAGAUGAUGACUGGCGGAUUUUGGUCAGACGCCUUCAACAAAUGCCGCAAGGGAUUUUCAAUCUUUAUGAACACAUGUGGAAGCGCAUGAAUGAUGCCGACCACCCUUUCUACGCGAGGGAAGCUGCAGCGUAUUUGCAAUAUGUCCUACAAUAUCCUAAUUGCUCCUUGAUUGACAUGACGAUUGCCUGUGACGAAACUUUACAGGAAUCGUAUUUGGACAAUUUAGCAACAUGCGACUUGAAAACUUUGGGACAGGAAUUGAAUGCUGAAACAUUAAAGAAAAAGAUACUCACACGCUGCGCGGGCUUUCUCGAAAUACAUGCAUGGAUCGAUGAGAAUGCGAAGGUUCGAAGUCCUUGGGGGUUGGAAGAUGGAGACACCGACCUCAUCCACUAUCCAGAGACCAUGAAAAGACUUAUUGAGAUCGGCAAGAAUCACCGAGAGCUGUAUGUGUCGUUUCUGCACCGGACUGCCCGAGAAUAUCUUGAGACGGAAUCCGGCAAGAAAUUACUCCAAGCUCAACCUCUCAUGGACCACGAGCUUCACAUGAUGCGAUACAAGUCUACGUUUGUUAUGAUCUUAUUGGGCGCCAUAUCGGUAGAACGAUAUAUUUUAAGUCACACACUCUAUGUUUUGAAUCUCUCAAAUCUCUCAACGUUCGAUAAUUACCUAGACAAUCACCCUGAAAUUGCCUGUGCAAUGUUUGUGCAGCUGGGGGAGAUACUCGAGAAACUCAGGCCCUGGGGUGUUUUUUCUGGCGAAGAGAUGCAGCGGGCGUGGCAGGAAUGUUUCAAUGACGCAGGAAAUCUGGAUUACACCAAAGUCUUUGCUCCCUUCAGCCAUCCGGCAUACACAAAACACAAGUUGACACGCUCAGGCUUGAUUCACAAUAGAGCCUACUUGACUGACCUUCUUGGCUACGCUUGCCGCAUGUCGGUAAUCAAUCGUUAUGUCGACGUGAUAAAUGCAGAGCUCUUGCUGGCAUUGGGAGCAGAUCCGAAUCAAAUGUUGCUCAUCGAUCCGGCCGACGGGGAUACGACGAAGUACAGCACUAUAUGGACCUGCAGUGUCCUGAACAUGCACCCUAGUCCACUAGAACGUACGACCCGCGCUUUCAUCGAGGCUGGAGCUGACCUCGACACCUGCAUUCAAUUUCCAUUAUACUCAGCAGGGGAAUAUCAUGACCGUUGGAAACCCCUCCGAAGGAUAAGGGCCUAUGACCAAUCAUUCGUUCUGGCUGGGUCGGCCACCGAUGGACCAUUGUUGGUGGUCUUUGAGCCGCCAAAUGCGUGGCGCACCGUGGCCUUAGAACCCUCUGGUAACACGGUGCAAGACAAAAUCAUGGGAGAUUUCUGGGACCGUGGCUGGAUGGACCACAGCGACGCUCUGAACUUACUACAGGUUCAAGACGAAGUCAACGUGAAAUUUUACAGCCACGGAAUUGAUGCACUCCGAGCAGGCGGCUUUUCUGAUGAGGAUAUACAAGAGCUCGGGAUUCCGCAGACGAUAUGGCAGGACUAUGAGCCAGGAGGGGGUGAGGCUCACGGCAUGAAUCUGACCGAAUCUUCGUCAUUGAAUCUACCCAGGCCAUGUAUUGAUGAUCCAGCAACAUGA